AUGAGUGCUGUACCUGUAAGUAGUAGUCCUGCUCUUUGCUUCUUGUCACAACCGGAUUUUGAUCCAUUCAACACGACAAAUCUUCCAGAUUCACUCAACACGAUUAGAACCGUCCUUUCUGUUGUCAAUGGUGUAGCGUCUCCUCUAACAGUCGUUAUAAAUGCGCUGAUUUCUUGGUCAGUUCUUGGAGAUGAAGAUCUUAGAUCCUCUUCUUUUAAUAUUUUACUGGUAGCCUUAGCAGUGACUGAUUUUCUAGUGGGUUUGUUGGUUCAACCCAUCUUUUCUUAUCAACAGAGUUGUCUUGUAAACAAUUGUUAUUCGUCUUGUACCUAUACGCUUUAUAUUAUGUCAGUCUUGACCUUCGGUGGUCUGUCAGUUGCCACGUUAUCAAUACUGAGCUYGGAAAGAUACCUUGCUAUCGAACAUCCCAAUUUUUACCGUAAGAUGGUUACAGCAAAAAAAGUCUUAUUAGGAACAAUGAUUUAUUGGGCAGUAGUUCUAGGAAUUUUGAUGUGUGCCAUAGUUAUUGGAAUAAAUAACAAGAGCAAACUAAGAUUAGCUCCACCCAUGGUAUUUCUAKKUCUUAGCACUCUAGUUAUUUUGUACUGUUCAAUCAAAGUACAAGUGACAGCUUACCGCCAGCGUAGAACCAUCGCCCUACAGCAAGAAUCAGCUCAGCAGCCCGACGAACAGCAACGACAACAAGAACGACUCAAAGAAUACAAGCGAGUGUUCAUGAUGAACAUACUAGUUAUCGUGUCGAUUCUCUUUUACGUUCCUUUCAUUAUAGUCGCAGUGAUACAAGCCGUCGMAGGUGAAGAUGUCAUGAGARAUUUAAGAUACAUCGCCAUUCCUAUCUGUCUGACAUUACUUCAUCUCCAGUCUCUUAUCAACCCAAUCCUCGUCUCACUGCGUCUAUCUUACAUUCGUACAAGCAUCAAAAACAAACUAGUAAGUUGCUUUAAUUCCUACUGA
Messenger RNA from Exaiptasia diaphana, 975 nucleotides. RefSeq names its product histamine H2 receptor. Bases 1 to 975 code for a protein of 324 amino acids. Gene Ontology annotation, biological process: G protein-coupled receptor signaling pathway. Gene Ontology annotation, molecular function: G protein-coupled receptor activity. The transcript has a single exon. The record is from RefSeq and is a predicted model, not a curated record. Gene Ontology annotation, cellular component: membrane. NCBI's taxonomy places the organism in Eukaryota, Metazoa, Cnidaria, Anthozoa, Actiniaria, Aiptasiidae.